Mesocricetus auratus (golden hamster) is the source of this 1235-nucleotide messenger RNA. RefSeq names its product TLC domain containing 2 (gene Tlcd2). The transcript has 4 exons. Lineage: Eukaryota; Metazoa; Chordata; Mammalia; Rodentia; Cricetidae. The coding region runs from base 316 to 1104 and encodes 262 amino acids. The record is from RefSeq and is a predicted model, not a curated record. Gene Ontology annotation, biological process: phospholipid homeostasis; membrane assembly; regulation of membrane lipid distribution. Gene Ontology annotation, cellular component: plasma membrane.
UCGUUGGAAAAGACUUCUAGUGUUGUGCAGGAAGGCCUCUGAGCUUGAUUUGAUGCCCGAGACCCCCCAAAUCGCUAUCCCCAGGCAGGUGUGGGACGCCAUUGCUUAUAUGGCUCCACGGGUGGUGGCCCCACAACCGCACCAAUCACUGCCCAGCCAAGGGAUAGGGGCGUGGACAAGCAAGACAAAGUUACAACAUGCUGGGAAAGCAAGGCAGGCUAGGAAGCCCCGGACACAGCCGGUUGGAAAAGCCCUUCGAGGUCUCGGACACGAGGAUCAAAAGCACAAACUGAAGCCUAGCUGACCUGCCAGACCAUGGCAUCCUGGGGGCUCCUUGUGGCUGGUGCCUCCUUCGCGGCUUUUCGGGGCCUGCACUGGGGACUGCAGCUGCUGCCCACCCCGGAAUCUGCUCGGGACCGCUGGAUGUGGCGGAACAUUUUCGUUUCGCUGGUGCACAGCCUGCUCUCUGGAGCAGGGGCGCUGGUCGGGCUGUGGCUGUAUCCUCAGAUGGUCACCGACCCGAUUCAUGGCCACCCGUCAUGGGCAGUGGGCCUAGUAGCAGUGUCAGUGGGUUAUUUCCUGGCGGAUGGAGUUGACAUGCUGUGGAAUCGGACCUUGGCCCAAGCUUGGGACCUUCUCUGUCAUCAUUUGGUGGUAGUGAGCUGCCUCAGUACUGCGGUUCUGUCUGGCCACUUUGUGGGCUUCGCUAUGGUGUCUCUACUUCUGGAGCUGAACUCCAUCUGUUUGCAUCUACGGAAGCUGCUGCUGCUUUCCCAAAAGGCCUCAUCCUUGGCCUUCAAAGUAACCAGUUGGGCCACCCUGACCACUCUGGCCCUCUUCCGCCUUCUACCUCUGGGAUGGAUGAGCCUGUGGUUGCUGCAGCAGCACUGCCAGCUGGCUCUUGCUUUGGUGAUCCUUGGUGGAACUGGGCUGGUCACUGUGGGCACCAUGAGCAUCUCAUUGGGUAUCCGCAUUCUGAUCAGGGAUGUCUUGCAGUCUCGGCCCUACCCAUUUAUCUUCAUGCACAAGGAGACUCAGCAGACCAAGACAUAUGAUGGUGAGCCAGUCACCAGGAACAAUUCCACUCUCAGUCUGAAGGACUAGAGAAGUGGAGGUUUCUUGCUGGGCGGUGGUGGCGCACGCCUUUAAUCCCAGCACUUGGGAGGCAGAGGCAGGCGGAUCUCUGUGAGUUCGAGGCCAGGCUGGACCAAUAGCCUCCAAAACAAUACAGAGAA